AUGAUUAUUUUGCCGGCGCCAUCAUUGAGAGCUCAAUCCUCAUCCACGACUAUAUCAAAAACUCUGCAACUAACCUUUUGCCAGGUUCGUUUUGCGUCUUCAAGUGCUCCGUCUUCGUCAAAUUCCUUCGCGAACUCCCGUUUAACCCUUGAUUCCGCAACUUCAUUCACUGCUGGCGCCGCGGCCUGGUAUGCACACUUCUACGGCACUCUACUUUUCCUUGGUGAGGUACACGCCAGUCACCUCAGCGAUGAGGGAUUGCAUGCUGUUGCCUAUCCUUGGCCUCACAAUGGCUUUUCGAGACAUUCGAUUAUGCCGAACUACGAAGUCUACCGCGAAGUCUGUGCAACGUGUCGCUCUCUUAACCUCGUCGCCCAGAAUGGACCGAAUGAUAAUGGAGAGAUGUUUCAACGUCCAUGCAAGCUCGCUUGCUCCUACCCCAAUGAAGAAGCUGCUCGUGCUCGCAAUGCUGGUGCUCCUCCUCUUGACUCGAGUCUGAUCGUCAAGACGGGUCGCGGUGGCGACGACCAUAUUUUUUUUCUUCUGACCGGUUACGUCGACCCACCGGCUGGUGUCGAAGUGCAUGAUGGCAUGAAUUACGACCCAUAUUUCCCCGGCAGCGCCCUGUCGAUGACUCGAAUCCUUUUUGAUAAUAGAACCCCCGCCAUUAGCUCUCAGAUGACUAAGGACGCAGUGACAUUUUUGAAUUGGGUCGCUGAACCUGAACAUGAUGAGCGCAAGAAGACUGGAAUGGAGGCGGUCAUCCUGUUCUCUACUUUGUGCGUCCUUAUCGUGUACGCGAAACGGUUCAAGUCGGGCCCUAUCAAGAAUAGGAAGUCUUCUCACAACUCAGCUAUAUCCUUGCAAACAAAUUGCCUACAUGAAGUGUUGGAAAAGGAACAGGGAACAUCAGGAACUUGUACGCUCCAAAGUUCCUAA
Lentinula edodes (shiitake mushroom) is the source of this 939-nucleotide messenger RNA. Its product is annotated as cytochrome C1 family-domain-containing protein. The coding region runs from base 1 to 939 and encodes 312 amino acids. Lineage: Eukaryota; Fungi; Basidiomycota; Agaricomycetes; Agaricales; Omphalotaceae. Gene Ontology annotation, molecular function: electron transfer activity; heme binding. The record is from RefSeq and is a predicted model, not a curated record. The transcript is spliced from 8 exons. Gene Ontology annotation, biological process: mitochondrial electron transport, ubiquinol to cytochrome c.